AAAGAGAAAAGGAAAAAAAACUACCCCUUGGCUUCUUUAUUCACUCGCAAGAAUCUAGAGAGAGAAAGAGAGAAGAAACAAGAGAGAGAAAGUAGAAAAAGAAGAAGAUGAGCGGCAAGAAAUCUUCGACCUUCUCUUCUUCGAUUCCUUCGAAGAUGAGGGAAACAGUGCAGAAUCUGAAGGAGAUCGUGAACUGCAGUGAGCAGGAGAUCUAUGCGAUGCUUAGAGAGUGCAACAUGGACCCUAAUGAGGCCGUUCAAAGACUCCUCGCGCAAGAUACUUUUCAUGAGGUGAAGAGCAAACGUGAAAAGAAAAAGGAGAUCAAAGUGACUGGUGAAUCCAAGUCUCAAAGAGUGAGCAGCAGUAGUUCAAGUCGUGGAGUCAGGGGUGGUGCUGACCAAUCAGGACGUGGUGCUGCACAAACUCAUUCUGAUGAUUCUGAAGUUAUUCGCAGUAAGCAUGCACACACAAAAGAAAAUGCGGCGAGGGUCAGCCAUACUUCAGCAGCUCUAGGUUCUCGAGGAUCAACUAGUAACUCCAGUUGGGGCGUAGCACCCUCAAGCUACAGUGAUCCCUUAGGGGAUGUGACACAUUUUCCAGGAUUAUCUGGUCACAUCUCUUCACAACCUUCAUCAACAGUGCAGCAUCAGUGGUUGGGGGUGCCAGGUCAACUUUCAAUGGCUGAUAUUGUGAAGAUGGGUAGGGCUCAACGAAAACCUUCAAAUACAUCUGCAGUGGAAACUGAGCUGUGCAAUUCCUUGUCACAUAAAGCAGUUGCAUCAAAUUCCCAGGGCAAUGUCAUUACAGUUACUCCAUAUGAAGCUAAUCAGGAUAAACAUUCUUCACAAGAUAAUGUUUUCCAGGUUUCAGAGGUUGGACACGAGCCGAGCACUUUAAUCGGCCAGCAUGAAUCUCUUGAAGAAUGGACCCUAGUGGAUCACUCAGCUGAUGAAGGUUCUGCAGUGCUUGUAGAUGUAUCUGCUGGUUCAUCUGUCUACCAUGAACCAUCUGUAUCAUCUAGCUCACGCAUUGAUGAGGUUGACUCACAUCUAAAUCCUCAUGUAGAUGACAUUCAAAAAUCAGGACAGGUUAGUGGAAGAAACCUAACUACAGGAUCCACAACUUCUGAUGCACAAUUGAGGGUUGAUAGUUCUGAUGAAUCCUCAUGCUCGGAUGACGCAUCAUUUAGGAACGAUAGUUCGUAUCAGCAACAGGAAGCUGAGUUUGUCCAGGACGAACUAUCAUCAGACUUGCAGCACUUGAACAUACAAAAGAAAGAGCAGAGUGCAGCAUCAUCAGAAGAAAAGCCUGCAGUAGUAAUUCCUGGGCACCUUCAGGUUACUAAUGAAGACUUUUCACGUUUGAGCUUUGGUAGCUUCAGGUCAGGUGUUGGCUCUUCCCUUGCCGGAGAAGUUUUGCCCAAGCCUUUGAAAAGUAAUUUUGGGGUUGACUCUAUUACAGAAAAUGCACAAUCUGUUGGUUACCAAGAUACAAGGGUUCAGGAAUACUACAAUACUGAACAGUUAAGGACUACAGCAGAUGACAGGGUUUCCCUCAUCAAUGAUGCCACAACUUUGAAGAAUUAUGAUGUUUCAACCUCACAACCUGAGCAUAGCAGAAAUGACACAAUUAUUUCUGAACAACAACAUCAGUACAACAUUCCUUCUGUUUCUGGCUUUGCAGUUUCAGGUACCACCAAACCAGAUUAUGCAGCCAAUUGCGAUGUACAAGCAAACACACAAAUGCAAAACCUUUCUCUGCCUACAAAUUUGAAGCAACCACAUAUUGACUCAUCUCCGAGCAAUUUAUUGAGCGGGAAUGCUCAAUCUCUUCAAGGGCAAGAUCUUCCCUUUUUGCACUCACUCACAGAUCAGUCUAUCUCAACACAAUAUAGGCCUUCGACGUCAUCUUUCAGCGGGCCAACCUUUUCUUCGCCUGAGGUUUUGAUGCCGGGGCUUUUCUCCAACUUUCAUUCUAUUCCUCAAACCACUUCCAGUCACACAAUCUCCAGUGGAGCUGCACUGCAUCAACAUCUUUACUCCCAACCAACUCUGCCUCUUGGGCCUCUGACUAACAUGUACACCUAUCCUGUCCUUCCUCAAAAUAUUGCUUACAUGCCCUUUUCAGGAAAUAGUCCCUUCCACCAAUCUCCAGCUUCCCUUCAAAGUGCGGCCAUGAAAUAUGGACUCCCACAGUUUAAAUCUAGCAUGUCUCUUCCUACUGGCUCAGGCUAUGGAGGUUUUGGAAGUUCAACGAAUAUUUCCGGAGCUUUCUUACAGAACCCAUCGAAUAUCGCUGCUGGCUCAUCGAUUGGUUAUGAAGAAGCACUAAGAUCACAAUAUAAGGAGAGCAUCGCUCUUCAUCAGGGUGACAACUCCUCAUUGUGGCAUUCACGACCACUUUCAGCAGCAGUUCCACCGAGCAAUUUCUACGGCCUCCAGGGGCCGAGCCAAAACAAGCAGCAACAUUCUUCGACAGGGUCAGCAGCCUGCAAACAUGGGAAUGAUGGGGUACCCAAGCUUGUAUCAUACUCAGCUGGGUGGGAUCUCUCGAGAGCAUCAGCAGCUCCAGAGCCAACAAGGGGAUCUCAGUGGUUCUCAGGGCCACCAACCAUCCCAGCAAUCCCAUCAGCUAUGGCAGCACAAUUACUGAUCUAAUGCCCAUCUUUUUCAGGGCGUUUAGGUAGUAGCUGCCUCUUAGUUGGUUAGGUGUACAUAACCGACUGAUUUCUUUUCGUCGAGGCUAAUGUAUUCUAGAGUCUGAGAUUGUGUUUUUAACUCGUUACUUACGUUCUUGCUUAAUAUCGUAAACCACUUGAAUGCUUUAGAAGAGCUUUUCGUGCUA
Molecule: messenger RNA, 2844 nt
Organism: Asparagus officinalis (garden asparagus)
Lineage: Eukaryota; Viridiplantae; Streptophyta; Magnoliopsida; Asparagales; Asparagaceae
Exons: 10
Coding region: 108-2657 (849 amino acids)
Molecular function (GO): protein binding
Source: RefSeq, a predicted model, not a curated record